CUGGCCACCCAUUGCGCUCGGCAUCCAGUGCCCUUGCUCCUCUUCAUUGGCGGUUGAGGGGAACUCCCUCCAUGGACGAGCCUCCUUCCAUGUCAAAACUCCUUCCACCGCUGCUCCGCCACCAUGGACGCGUCGUCUUCUGCCAUGCUCUUCUACUCAGUCUCUAGCUCUCCGAUCGUGCUCCCUCCCUCGUGUGUCUCCAUGUCCAUCUGGAACCCGUCAACCGAAGCAGUGACAUACUACUCGAUUAAUGCUCCAACCAGGUUCGGCUGCCGCCCGCCUCAUCGACGCGGCAUGGCCCUCCACCUCCAUCCUCAAGCACGCCGACGUCUAGGCGUUCUUACCUGCCUCCUUCACGAUCCACUCUUGUUGCAGCGACAACAGUCUGUGGUGGCGUUCUGCUGCAACGGCUUAGCUCGUCACUGCCCCGGUCACGGUCAAGAACAGAUACCUCAGGAUGAGGCGCAUGGAGGUUGCUGCGAUGUGUUCGUGAGAGGUCUAGGUCAUCGUAUCCCAGUCAACUUUGGGUUGCUGAAUCGUUGUCUCUUUAUGAUGUAAUUAUUUAUUUAUUUUGUAUAGAACUCCUAUUGUAUAAUAAAGUUGUGACAUUCAUUUUUGUACCACUAUUCAUCAUAUGUGUGAGAUUUGGUCC
Messenger RNA from Zea mays, 652 nucleotides. RefSeq lists its product as uncharacterized. The transcript is spliced from 2 exons. NCBI's taxonomy places the organism in Eukaryota, Viridiplantae, Streptophyta, Magnoliopsida, Poales, Poaceae. The record is from RefSeq and is a predicted model, not a curated record. The coding region runs from base 124 to 558 and encodes 144 amino acids.